CUGCUGAUUGAAUGGGUUUAAGUACCAGAACAGAGGAGUCAGUUCUUCAUUCUGAACCUCACUCAGCAGCUGCAGAUACAAGAAAAUCUUCGUAACAGCUAACCAAAGGUAAAAUGCAGACCCUACAGUCGCCUCUUCUAGUCCUCCUGCUGUGCUGCUGCCUCUCAGGAAACCUUGCCAACCGUGUCUACGUUCACCCCUUCUACCUUUUUGCUGGUGAGAAUAUCAGCUGUGAGACCCUGCAGGAUCAAACUGUUAAGCCUCUGGAGACUCUUCCUGUUACUCCACUUGAUAAUAUAGUCUUGACACCAGACAGCAGGGACUCAUCAAAACUGGAUGCUCAGAGGCAGAACUCCACAGAGAGAAAAGCAGUUUUGGCUAAACUGAUGAACUUUUUGGGCCUGAGGAUUUAUGAUGCGCUCAGCAGGAAGAACAGCAGCAACAUCCUUCUCUCUCCAAUAAACACUUACGGGUCACUUGCCACCCUCUACCUGGGAGCCUCCAAGAAAACAGCAAACUCUUUCCAGCUUCUUCUCGGCCUGAAUCGUGACACAGACAGAGAAGACUGCGUAUCCUUUGUGGACGGACACAAGGUUCUCAGUACCCUUCAGAGCUUUAACUCUCUGGUGGAUGAUGGACCUAAAGAUGAAAUCACUACGCAAGUCUGGGCCUUCGCCCGUAAGGAUGCUCAACUCUCUGAGGACUUUAUUCAAGGCACACAGGACUUCUCAGAUACGUCAUUCAUCCGGGGUGUGGAUUUCUCCAAAUCCCAGGAAGCAGAGACGCUUGUGAACACCUUUGUGGAAAAGACUUCAAAUGGGAAGGUGAAGAAUGUCUUCAAAGAUCUAGACCCAAGCAGCGACCUUCUGUUCAUGUCCUCCUUCAACUUCCAAGGCAACUGGAUGACAGCUUUCCAACCAGAGAGGACCUCCCUGCAGGAGUUUCACGUGGAUGACACAACAACAGUAAUGACUCCUUUUAUGACCAGCACAGGUCUUUACCACUACCUAAAUGAUAAGGUGAGGAGGUGCACCGUUGUGAAGCUCUCUCUGAGCAAACGCUCCCAUAUGUUGUUGGUCCUGCCUCAUGAAGGCGUCAGUCUCCAUGACAUCGAGUCAAAGCUGCUCACUGAUGUCAUGUCUAGCUGGCACCAAAACCUCCAGGAAGGUCUCUUGGAGCUGUCACUGCCAAAGUUUUCCAUGUCAACUGUGACUGACCUGCGCGAUUUGCUGGCAAACAUGAAUCCAGUUAUCGAGACCGAGCUGUUGGGCUCCCUGGCUGAGUUCAGCCAGCUCAGCAACAUCAAACCCUUCACUGUCAAUAAGGCCAUCAAUAAGGUGCUGUUUGAGAUGUCAGACAAAGAAGCAGAACCUCAGGACAAGAAACAGGAAGCAGGCAUCCCUCUGAAGCUAUCAUUCAACAGACCUUUCUUCUUCUCUGUUGCUGAAGGAUAUUUUAACUCCAUCCUCAUUCUGGGCAAGAUCACCAAUCCUACUCUCUAAUGGUGGAUCGUACUUAACAUCAAAUAAAGAAGCAUCUGAUUAUAUUCAGCACUAAAGGCUUUAUAAUUAUUUUCAAAACUUAGCUGAACUCCUAACAAGCUGAAGCAGGAACCUGUCUCAGUAUUUAUAAAAAGAAGUUACUUUCAGCUGACUUCUUUCAGUUGGUUAGUUUAAAUUCUAGUUUUUCUUCUCUGAAGUUCAUAAUGGCAGGAGUCUGUACAGUAUUUGUUAGUACAGCAGGUACAAUCACCAUGGUUGUCUACUUCAAAUGAAAAACUUCUUGUAUAUUGUGUGUUUAUUUUUGUUUUAUGACUUUUGAUUGCUGAAAUAAAGAAAACAUUUCUUGAUUUAA
Molecule: messenger RNA, 1854 nt
Organism: Melanotaenia boesemani (Boeseman's rainbowfish)
Lineage: Eukaryota; Metazoa; Chordata; Actinopteri; Atheriniformes; Melanotaeniidae
Gene: agt
Product: angiotensinogen
Exons: 7
Coding region: 114-1502 (462 amino acids)
Biological process (GO): regulation of systemic arterial blood pressure by renin-angiotensin
Molecular function (GO): serine-type endopeptidase inhibitor activity
Source: RefSeq, a predicted model, not a curated record